Messenger RNA from Spathaspora passalidarum NRRL Y-27907, 996 nucleotides. RefSeq lists its product as uncharacterized. NCBI's taxonomy places the organism in Eukaryota, Fungi, Ascomycota, Pichiomycetes, Serinales, Debaryomycetaceae. The transcript has a single exon. The record is from RefSeq and is a predicted model, not a curated record. The coding region runs from base 1 to 894 and encodes 297 amino acids.
AUGUUGAGAGCAAGCAAAUCAAUUCAACAAGCAAGUAAAUUGAGGUCCUGGUCAUCUGAUAUAACAACUAGUGUAUCAGAUAAGCAGUUACCAAACAGAGAUAAUGCAAUGAUUAGUGUUGCAAAUUCUAGUGAUGCUGAAAACUUAAACACCUCAAGUGAAGUUGAAAGUGACCUUGACAAACUUAGAAUAGAAAACCAGAAAUUGAAACUUCAAAACAGUAAGCUUCUCCAGGAUUUGAAAGAUAACAAUAUAGAACUAACUAAUUUGAAAGAAACCUUAAAACUUCAUGUUAAACUCGGACAGGAAAAGGAUAAUAAGAUUUCCAGAUUGAAGGCAGAAAUUACAAUGCAAAAAGAUUGUUUAAACUGGGAAACUUAUCAAAUUAAAAAGUUAAGGGCAGAAGUUACAAAUAUUAGAGGAACCUUUCGUGUUAAAGAUUUACUUAUUCAGCUGUUAACAAACCAAUGGGAAUCCUGCAAAAAGAGUUCUGAGAAGAAACUCGAGGAAUUUGGAAAGAAAGUAAAUACCCAAGAAAAGGUGAUAAAGAAGUUUAAGGAUAAGAUAAAGGAGUUGUAUAAGACUGUUGAUGAACAGGAGGAUAAAAUUGAAGAGCAGGAAGAAACCUUUGGCAGAAUAAUUGAUGAAAUUACACUGGCAAAUCUUACGUGGGCCCUAAUGUGUUAUUCAUUGUUUCAGUUAAACCUCAGCUUCUUUCAAAAUUUCCUUACUUAUGAAUCUAUUCAUGAAUAUAACUCAAUCCUUGAUAAUUUCCAUUUCCCAAGCAAACUCGACCCUGAAGAAAUGGAAUGGAUUAAGAAUUUGUUUCUACGUAAUGAGGAAAUGUUUGAAUCUUUGACUGGGUCUAUUUGGAGAGAUAUACCAAAUAUUUAACUGGAUUGAGAAGAAUAAUGGUUUAACUUGCUCGAAAUCUCAUGACAUUACUACUUAGAUCUAUAAAAUCAUGGUAUGUACAUCAAAUAAUUGAAUAUAUAU